AUGGAAUGGUAUCAGCAGACCACCAGGAGGGACGAGUCUGGCAGAUACAUUGUUCGGCUGCCGUUUAAGCAAAAUGCGGAUCCCGAAAAAACCGUGUGCAACUCGCAGCAAAAGGCGUAUAUUCGUUUCUCGCAAUUGGAAAAACGAUUGAACAACGACGAUGACUUAAGGAAUCAAUAUGUAGCAUUCAUGGAGGAAUACCUUGCGCUAGGCCACAUGGUGGAAGGGCCAGUCGCAGAUAAGUUUACAAAACAGACAUAUUACUUGCCGCACCAUGCCGUACGCAAGGAUGACAGUACCACCACAAAGCUUCGAGUCGUUUUCAAUGCGUCUCAAGCAACACCAACAGGCAAGUCACUCAACGAUAUCUUGCUCGUCGGUCCCAACAUUCAGAAUAGCAUCACUCAUGUAUUGAUGAGAUGGAGAACGCAUCGAUACGUGAUAGCAGCUGACAUAGAAAAGAUGUACCGACAGAUAAGUAUACAUCCUCAGGAUCAGGACUAUCAACGAAUCCUGUGGCGAAGUCAUCCAUCCGAACCGAUUAAACAUUUUAAGUUAACAACAGUUACAUAUGGCACGGCCAGCGCCCCGUACUUGGCGAUGCGCACUUUGCAUCAGCUAUCGGAUGACGAAAGGAUGCACUAUCCAAAAGCGUGUCGAGCCAUUAAAGAAGACUUUUAUGUGGAUGAUGUCCUAACAGGCGGAGAUACAAUCAAGGAAGCGCAAACCUUACAGCAAGACCUUAUCAAAGUGCUACAAAAGGGAGGGUUUAAAUUAAGGAAAUGGGCAGCAAAUCACGAUAGUCUGUUGGAGUCAAUUCCUGUUUCCGAUAGAGAAGCGAACCCACCGUUAAGCAUCGACAAGGAAGAUCACAUCAAGACGCUAGGACUACGAUGGCAUCCAGCAAGGGAUUGCUUCUUCUUCAAGGUUACCUUAGAGGAGAUCACAGGUACUGUGCUCACGAAACGACAAUUGCUUUCUGAGGUAGCCAAAUUAUUCGAUCCAAUGGGAUGGUUGCAGCCGUGUAUUGUCGUAGGGAAAAUAAUGAUGCAGCAGUUGUGGUUACAACACAGAACCUGGGAUGAACCAAUCACAGAAGAACUUGAUGCGAAAUGGCGAAACUUCCGUUCACAGUUGCCGGUUCUCCAGGAAAUUACUAUUCCAAGGUGGCUACACUGUAGUGAUAUUGUAACUAUUCAAGUCCAUGGAUUUUGUGACGCCUCAGAAGCAGCAUAUGCGGCAGUCAUCUAUGCACGCGUUGAGGAACGUGACGGUUCCACAACUGUUCAACUCAUAACGUCGAAGUCCAAAGUCGCACCGUUAAAGGUCCAAUCGAUUCCACGGUUGGAGCUGUGCAGCGCUGCGCUCUUGUGCGACCUGAUGUCAACUACGUUAGAAGCCCAUGGUUGGAAGCAUGUCAUUCCUUAUUAUUGGACAGAUUCGAUGAUCGUACUACAAUGGCUCCAAAGUCCAGCAGCUAAAUGGAAAGUGUUUAUCGCCAAUAGAGUCAGCCACAUUCAUUCCUCCUCCGAUUCCAAACAAUGGCGACAUAUAAAUAGCAAAGCAAACCCGGCAGAUGUCGCAUCCCGUGGAAUUUUCCCUAACUUUUUAAAAAAUCAUGUACAGUGGUGGAACGGCCCGGACUGGUUAAAGGAACAUCAAGACAAAUGGCCGAAAUCCAGAUUCAUAUGCAACAAAGCAGUCACCAAUUUAGAAGUACGACAAAAGGCAGCAUGCUUCACAACUAUUAAGGCAGAAGAAAAGGAGAAUUCAACGCAACGAUUCUCAUCAUUCACGAAACUCACGAAACUCAUUCAGACCAGAUCUUGCGGGUUGGUGGAAGGAUACAGCAGAGUGCUGCAAAUUUCGAUACAAAACACCCUAUACUUCUACCCCGAGGACAUAUGGCUAAUCUGGUAA
This is a messenger RNA of Hermetia illucens (black soldier fly), 1920 nucleotides long. RefSeq lists its product as uncharacterized. The transcript has a single exon. Bases 1 to 1920 code for a protein of 639 amino acids. NCBI's taxonomy places the organism in Eukaryota, Metazoa, Arthropoda, Insecta, Diptera, Stratiomyidae. The record is from RefSeq and is a predicted model, not a curated record.